CAUCUCUGGAUUUCGGCGACAUAUACUGGAGGGAGAGAGAAUCCAAAGCCCUCCUUUGGGUUUGUCUCUUCCUCUCUCUCCUCCUUCUCCCACCCACCCCUUCUCCCUUGUUGUGGGUGUGCUGUGGAGAGGAGAAAGGAAGGAGAGCAAGAACCAACACCAACAAGAGCUGCUGCCAACUCCUGCACAGCCUGGGCUCUCAUCACUGAUUGCCCACCUAUUACCUUCCUCUUUUGUGAUUUAGAAUCACCCAUCUAUCCCUUAUAUAUCUACCUUUUCUCGGUCCUCUGUAAACUCUCUCGUCUUCUAGGUUUCACAGGCCUCAAGAUAGGCCUCUGGACCUAAGCUUGCAAGCAGCUGCUGUUCUUGGUUUUCUUGAUUCUUGGUUUUGUGGUUCUUGGAUUUUUGGGUUCUUAGGUUUCUUGUAUCUUCCCCCAAUCUUGCAAAAUCUUGUGAAGUUUCUUUUCGCUGUUUGGGGACCAUGGACGAAAGGAUUCCGCCGCCGUCCCUCUUGCAAUACUCGCAGUCCCCUGUUCAUUCUUCCCCUCACCCCCUCAAUUCUAUGAGGUAUUCUUCCUCUGAAAGAGAAAGAUAUCUGGCUGAGUUGCUUGCAGAGAGGCAGAAAUUGGCCCCAUUUGUGCAAGUUCUUCCUUUCUGUACCAGGCUGUUGAACCAAGAGAUUUUGCGCGCAUCUUCUAUGGCGCCUAACCAUAACUUUGUUGAUCCUGAGAGAAUUGAGCAUGGUAGCCCAUUAAGGUUACCUGGCCACCCAGUGAAUGGUCAGCCAAUGGAUCUGGAGGGCUGGACAGGGAUUCAAACAGAGGCUUCUCAGCAUAUGGGGGUUCUACAAGCAUCAUCAAUGGGCUGGAAUGGUGCUCCUGUACUCGCUGCCACUCCUGUUGUCAAGAAAGUCAUGAGGCUGGAUGUUCCGGUGGACAAGUAUCCUAAUUACAACUUUGUUGGUCGUUUAUUGGGGCCGCGAGGUAACUCCCUGAAAAGAGUUGAAGCUUCAACCCAAUGUAGAGUUUACAUUCGAGGACGUGGUUCGGUGAAAGACUCUGUUAAGGAAGACAAGCUGAGGGAUAAACCUGGGUAUGAACACCUUAAUGAACAACUGCAUGUACUUGUGGAAGCAGAGUUUCCAGUAGAUAUGGUUGAUGCGCGCCUAAAUCAAGCUGUCUCCAUCCUAGAGGAUCUCCUCAAACCAAUUGACGAGUCCAUGGACUUCUACAAGAAGCAGCAGCUGAGGGAGCUGGCAAUUCUAAAUGGCACGCUGAGAGAGGAAAGUCCAAGCCCUCACCUCAGCCCUAGUGUGUCCCCCUUCAACUCCACCGGGAUGAAGCGCGCAAAAACAGGGCGGUAAUCUCUGUUCCGAAAGCUCCAUCCCCCAAAAUCAAUCAUGGUUCAAUGCCCAAUUACAAGCAACUGCUGUACUGCUGGAGAUGAUUGGUGAAGCAUAUGCUGGGAUCAUCAGUGCUGCUGGCCUAUGCCUGUCAUGAUCUAUGCUUUUUAUCAACACACAACAUGUCUGUGCUUGGACGAAUGGUCUCUGGGCUUGUUGUUUGACUCUAUUAUUAUUUAUUCUUUGUGCUUCUGACUGCCUAAGUAUUAUUAACAUUAUUGGUUUGGGUAAGUUAACAAGGCCCGGUUGGCCAGUCACUAUAGAAGCUGGGGGGUUCGAUGUGUCGGACAAUAAUAAGGUUUCGUUGGUGUAGCUGAGAUAGUUGUAAUAUGUCACUGUGCUGAUGCUUUUGUGUGGUGCUAGUACAAGACAACCAGACAGCUAUAGUUGAGGCAAUGAUUAUUUUUCAUUCAUAAAAUGUUUCGUUGUCGUGCCUACUUCA
Sorghum bicolor (sorghum) is the source of this 1844-nucleotide messenger RNA. RefSeq names its product KH domain-containing protein At1g09660/At1g09670. Bases 482 to 1363 code for a protein of 293 amino acids. Gene Ontology annotation, biological process: regulation of mRNA splicing, via spliceosome. Gene Ontology annotation, molecular function: mRNA binding. The transcript has 7 exons. NCBI's taxonomy places the organism in Eukaryota, Viridiplantae, Streptophyta, Magnoliopsida, Poales, Poaceae. The record is from RefSeq and is a predicted model, not a curated record. Gene Ontology annotation, cellular component: nucleus.